AACUUUAAGCAGGAUGAUAAACCAGAUUUCUGCUCACUCAAUCAGCACAUACAGAAUUUACUGUAAAAAAGCCUCAAAACAGUCAGUGCUAGCAGAAACCAGAGAAACCAGGUUGCAGUGCAGCAAUGGUCAGCAUAUUAUUUGAACAUACAAAAAAACCUCCAGUCUGUAAUCUGGAUUCAUCACUCAAUAAUGCGCAAACAGCAGCAUAUUCAUAACAGCAGCUGCUCAAGGACAGUGAUGCUUUACGUCAACUCAGCCUUUGUGGUGAUGAAAAUCAGGCAACUGAAGUAGGGCGCACAAGUACAGAGACAAAUGUUCAAAGUUUCUGCUCUGCCAGAAUACCACCAAACUAGGUCAGUGGCCUCUUUAAGAUGUGACACUGUUGUAACAAAAAUCACUUUAGGGAAGCACGUGGAACAAAGUAGAUGGUGCGAGAAUGGCAGAAGCUUGCUAAAAACGUUAUUGGAUGGUGUCUGAUUAAGAAAAGGCAUAGAGGAUGUCAUUCUGGUGAGUUUUAUCUUCUUUGCUCUGUGGGCUUUGGUAAGAAAUGCCUAAAAAAUAACCAUAGUUAGAAAUAAUUAUGUUUUCAGGAUGACUUUUGAAAUCAGUUGCUCAGAAUUUUCAUACAUGAUUUAAUUAUGAGUCAAAGUUACAUAUUACAGCAGAAUGAUACUUUUGCUGUUUAAUCUGAUAGGGUGUAUGUGUUGGAGCUGCGAUGAUGCACUUCUGAAAAUGUUAUCAACAGGAAAAACUGUUUCAGAGAAAGGUGACAGGAUAAAGUGCUCUUCCUCUUCAUGUUGAGCAGAUGGCUGUCUCAUUCCUGGAAGCGGAUGGAUGAGCUGCUGAAUGGGUCCUCCAAUUUCAGAGACAUGAGCUGAAAUGAAUCUCUUGUUAGCCAGUUGCAGAUGCAUUAUUGUGCUCCUUUGUUUUUCCAUUAAAGGCUGCCCUCUGCUCCCUGCUGACUGUGUGGACAUCAUCCCUCUCGGCCAUCUGACCGCAGAGCCAGCCACGGUCUUCCUUAUGGGUUCAAACCUGACCGUGUACUGCCACAUCUUUGAAUGUGAAGAGUGGUCCAAAUUGUACCUUGAGCUGAAUAGACAGCAAGUAAAUCUGUCAAAAAGAGUCAACUGCACCACAACAAUAUUCUAUCUGCCCCAAGUAUGGAUGCCGCAGUCUGAGGUGGUUUGCAAGAUGAAGAGCAAUCAGCAGUAUGCUCCAAAAGUCGUCAGCGGCCUGGAUCUACGUGCUGGAUUUCCUCCUGAUAAGCCUACAGAUAUUAGCUGUGAAACAAUAAGGAGCUCUGCCUUGGUAAACUGCUCACUGAAGAGAGGGCGAGAAACAUAUCUCCCCACUUUCUACAACAUUUCAGUCCACAGAGAGAAUGAAAGUCUUUUAGAUCUAAUCCAGGAUGGUGGGGAAAUCAGCAUACCGCGAGAAAUCUUCAAUGAAAACACUAAAUAUACGUUGACCGCCACAGCUUACAACCACUUUGGAGCAUCUCGGUCGGACCCGUUCUACUUCUCUGUGGAGGAUAUAGCCACACCAGAGACCCCUCAUAUAGUUAGGGUGGAAUUUGUGAACUCCACAUCAGCCAUGCUGCACUGGAAAACCUCUGAGUCUUUGAUGCACCUCAGACCCCAAAUCAGGCUCCGCGCAAAUAACAAUACCUGGGAGCAGAGAGAGAGAGCUGAGCUCAGCAAGGGUCUGAUACAAGUGGAGAACCUGAGGCCUCUGACUGAAUAUGAGUUCCAAAUGAAAACUUGUGCCUUGCUUUCAGGGCAGACACAUACUAGCACCCCAAGCUUUAAAACCAGCCAAAGAUGUCUCUGCAGCCAAUGGAGCUCGUCUGUGAGGAAGACGAGUCCUGGAAAAGGUCCAUCUCAGCAGCUACAUGUGUGGAGAACUUUGACAGAAGAGACCAAACAUGGACUGAGGAAUGUUACUGUUUUCUGGCAGCCUCCACCUUUUGAGGAUUACAGCGGGGAGUUGCUCCUGUACAGCAUCCUCCUGGAUAAUGGCCACAAGGCGACCUGUGCUGCUGCUUCCAGCCAGUGUUCAGUUCAGGCACCAGUUGAGGUUCGAGUACUGAGCAUCAGUGCAGUUACCUCCUACGGGACGUCUCCACCAGCCUUUGUAGAUCUCAGACACGCAAGUGUUUCUGGACCUUUUUUGGGAAAGUUGGCUUCUACAGCAGAUGGCAGCUCUGUACGUGUCUCCUGGUCUUCAACAGCUGGGAAAGAUCUUCUGUACUUUGUAAUAGAAUGGAAAAGCCUGCCUGCUGGAGGGCUGCAGUGGAAAAAGGUGGUCAAGGAUCUAAAAGACUCCACAAUCACAGGUUUGAUGGCGGGUGUGAAGUACAACCUCUCUUUGUACGCUGUGACCACCAGGGGUGUCAGUGCUCCAGCAUCUAGACUGAUUUACUCCAGAGAACUCAAGCCACUUUCAGCCCCCAUGCUCCAUGUGCUGAACCGUGAGGUCACACGGAUCCUGGUUCGGUGGGAUGAGCUACCUCUACACCAACAAAGGGGCUUCAUCACAAAGUAUACUGUUUAUUUGCAGACAUUGGACUCCAGCAGCACAACGCUCAAUGUGACAGUGUCUGGAUCUGGCCAAAGACAGAUGUGGCUGGACUGUCCAGAAGGAGCUUUGUCCCUACAGCUGACAGCAUCAAACUCAGCAGGAGAAGGGCCUCGAGGAAGACAGAUCUUAUCUCAGACUGCAGCCCCGGAUGUGGGCCUGGUUGUUGUAAUUGUGUUCAUCAUCACCAUCUUCAAUGCGAUUGUAGCCAACCUGAUGUGCUGGAGCUGUGUGAGAAAACGGAUCAAACAGAAAUGCAUAGCAUGGGGACCUGAAUGGCCAAAGGUGCCAAAACCAGGACACAGUAAUGCCAUCAGACUGCUGGAGGAUGACAGAAGUGAGCCACUUUUCUCCUACAUCUACGAUGACCCUCCACUCUCCCCGAUCCUCGUGAUCUCCCGGGAGAUGACAGAUGAAGUGUAUCCUGCCAUCCAUGUCGAAGAGUCCCAGGUUAAAUCUGAACAGGCCACGAUGGAGGCCAUGGCAGAUACCAGAACCAUUCUGGUUGAACACGCUGACUACAAACCUCAGAUUGCUGCCUUGUUUCCCCUUGAAGAGAGGUUGAACUUGGAAGAGGAGAACCAAAUGGAUGUUCCAGAAAAAUCAGAGGAAGACAGGCUUUUCGUUGGAUUUGAAGGAUUACUGGAAGGCUUGUUGUGCCACAUGGAGGUGGGUUGCUCUGAUAUGUCUCAUCAGGUCACUCUUGGCUCUAUUGGGGAUCUUUUGCGGCCUAAAACAGCUAAAACAUUGGUCUUGAGAGGAGUCUGCUUACAAGAGAUAAGCAGCAAAGAGGAGGAUGUGGAGAACAAUGCUUCCACUCUGGACUUGCACCAGGACCAGAAAAAGACUAUUGAUUCAGAUGAAACUUGCUCUUUUCCAAUUUCAGCUAACACAAUUUUGAACAGUGGUUACUUCCCCCAGGUGGCUUCUCUCAGUGAUGGGACACUUGACACACUGAGGUAGCAGAGAUGUUGGAGGGACAAGAAAUGCACUAUUAAUUUUGAGAAAGCAUCAUGAAAGCACUGUUCUCAGAAGAAACGUUUUUGAUAGUUUGAAUAUACUGCACAUAUGGUUGGUGACUUUGUUUCAUUGGCAUUUUCACUGUGACAUCCAGUGUGUGAGAGGUUUUAUUGCUCUUACUCUUGGCUGGGAGUCCACUUUAUGAAUAGAUGUUCUGUCAAUCUACGCUUCACUGUCUGAAUAAAUGAACAAAUUCUUAAUUACA
This is a messenger RNA of Girardinichthys multiradiatus, 3805 nucleotides long. RefSeq names its product interleukin 23 receptor (gene il23r). Gene Ontology annotation, molecular function: cytokine binding; cytokine receptor activity. The coding region runs from base 883 to 3543 and encodes 886 amino acids. The record is from RefSeq and is a predicted model, not a curated record. NCBI's taxonomy places the organism in Eukaryota, Metazoa, Chordata, Actinopteri, Cyprinodontiformes, Goodeidae. Gene Ontology annotation, cellular component: CRLF-CLCF1 complex; signaling receptor complex; external side of plasma membrane. The transcript has 17 exons. Gene Ontology annotation, biological process: positive regulation of tyrosine phosphorylation of STAT protein; cytokine-mediated signaling pathway.